Molecule: messenger RNA, 753 nt
Organism: Plasmopara halstedii
Lineage: Eukaryota; Oomycota; Peronosporomycetes; Peronosporales; Peronosporaceae
Product: ribosomal protein l15
Exons: 1
Coding region: 1-753 (250 amino acids)
Biological process (GO): translation
Cellular component (GO): mitochondrial large ribosomal subunit
Molecular function (GO): structural constituent of ribosome
Source: RefSeq, a predicted model, not a curated record
AUGUGGAGUCUAAAGGCGAUAGAACGUGCGCUGCCUGCCAUUCAAAGUGCACGCGUGGCUUUCGCAAGCUCAGCUGCAUCUUGCCCUCCUUUCGAAGCUGUGCGUCUUAACAAUUUGCGCGACAACGAUGGGGCGCACAAACGUGGAAAGCGUCUGGGUCGCGGUAUCGGCUCAGGCAAAGGCAAAACCUCAGGUCGUGGACAUAAGGGACAGAAAGCGCGCUCAGGCGGUAGCUCUGGUCGCGGACCCGGAUUUGAGGGUGGUCAAACGCCGCUGUAUCAGCGCGUGCCUAAGCGUGGCUUUAAUAAUAAGUUUGCGACACCAAUGGAGACUGUCAACCUGGACAAGCUGCAGCUUUGGGUGGAUAUGGGUCGCAUUGACGCAAACAAAAAAAUCACGAUGAAGAGUCUCGUUGACUCAGGACUUGUGACGUGCUCUCGUGUCAAGCAUGGCAUUAAACUAUUGGGUAACGGAAGUCAGUAUUUUACGACGAAACUGGACAUUGAAGUUUCCCAGGCCUCUAAAUCAGCAAUCGAAGCCGUCGAGGCCAAUGGUGGCAGUAUCGUAUCCGUCUACUAUAAUCGUUUGGCUCUACGUGCACUGCUUAAACCGCACAAAUUUGAGACGCUUCCACAGUCAGCGCGUCCAAAUCCUAAGAAGCUCACGUACUACACCAAUUAUGAAAAGCGUGGAUAUUUGUCGCCAGAAAUUCAGGCCAGGAAGGCGCUUGCACACAUUAGCAACUCGAAAUAG